UUUGCCACAUACAGAUUUGAUUACGGAAGUGGACAAAAUAACAUUCCAUUUUAGAAGAAGAAGAAAGGCCUUCUGGCUCAUCAAUCUUUGGCCCAAAAAAGAAAACCAGAGCUGUAAAUUUCUUCAUCAACUCACACCAUCCUCACACAACUUCUCAUCUAUCUUUAUAUCUAUUUUUGAGGGAAAAAAAAGAAGAUAGAAUAGGUUGAUUCUGAGGUAUCCAUUAUCUGGGGCUUUGAAUUUUUGAAGGUGUGUGUUUUCAUUAAGAGUUAGAAACCUCUUAAUGUUUUGUGUCCUUGGAGGUUGAAGUGGAAAUGAAGUCUGUGGGUUGAGAGGUUAAAGUGGGAAUAAGUUGGAAUGACAUGUACAGAGGGAGCGAAUUAAAGUUGUUGACUUUGAAGGCAUAUGAAUGAAUUCAUGUUUGGGUUUUCUAAAUGGGAUUAUUUAAUUUCUCCAUUUUGUUUUGUGAUUUUUAGAAUCGUUUCUUAUGAGAUUAAAGAGGAUUUUCUGGAAAAGGAACUGCUGGAUUUCAAUUGAAGAUUUGGGGAUUCUUGUGGUUUCCGAAAAAAAAUAAAAAAUAAAAAAAAAUAGUGAAUUUAUUUAUUAGGGUUCUUAAAUACACCCUUUUGAAGAGACAACAUAUCAAGAAAGGAAUUCCCAAUUCCCAAUUCGGCUCCCUUAGUGUUCUUGAGGCUUGUGAUUAAGAGAGAGAGAUGCAGCGGGUUCGAGUUUCUUCGCAUCAGGUGCCUGUGCACAAGUUGGGGGAUUCCCAAAUGACCUUAUCCCCAAAGUUUAGGUUAGCUGCAAUACAAUCAUCUUUGUCGGAUCCUUCUUUGGAAUUGGAAUUGUGUAUGAGGGGAGAACCCCUCAUUCCAGGCCUCUCUGAUGAUAUCGCUCUCAAUUGUCUCCUCCGGCUUCCAGUUGAGAGCCAUGGGGCCUGCAGGGCUGUUUGCAAGCGUUGGUAUCUAUUGCUAGGCAACAAGGAGCGAUUCUUCACCCGGAGAAAGGAACUUGGGUUUCAUGACCCUUGGCUAUUUGUGUUUGCCUUCCACAAAUGCACUGGAAAAAUUUUGUGGCAUGUUCUUGACCUCAUCCACUUCUCUUGGCAUACUAUCCCCACAAUGCCUUGCAAGGACAAGGUUUGCCCCCAUGGAUUUAGGUGUGUUUCCAUCCCCAACGAGGGUGUUAUUUUCGUCUGUGGUGGUGUGGUUUCUGAUGUGGAUUGCCCCAUCAACUUGGUAUUGAAAUAUGAAAUACAGAGGAAUCGUUGGACUGCGUUGAAAAAGAUGAUCACUGCACGGGCAUUUUUUGCUAGUGGGGUGAUUGAUGGGAUGAUUUAUGUGGCUGGAGGAAAUAGCACAAAUCUCCUCGAGCUUAAUUCAGCUGAAGUAAUGAACCCUGCUAAGGGGAUUUGGCAGCCUGUUGCAAGCAUGGGAACCAACAUGACCUCUUAUGAUGCAGCAGUUCUCAACGGAAAGCUUCUUGUAACUGAAGGAUGGUUUUGGCCUUUUUAUUUCGUACCUAGGGGUCAGAUUUAUGACCCAAGAACUGAUCUUUGGGAGAAUAUGGCUGCUGGGCUGAGAGAAGGCUGGACUGGUUCCAGUGUUGUGGUUUACGGGCACUUGUUUGUGGUUUCAGAGCAUGAAAGAACAAAACUUAAGGUUUAUGACACAGACACUGAUUCUUGGGAACGAGUAGUAGGACCUCCUUUACCGGAGCAGAUAUGCAAGCCUUUCACUGUCAGUUGCUGUGAUUGUAGGAUCUAUGUUGUGGGUCGGAAUCUUCAUGUUGCUGUGGGCCAUAUCUUGAGGCUGGAACCAGAAAGCACUUGUGAGAAAAAGUUGAGCUUUUCUGUUCAGUGGCAAGUGGUGGAUGCACCGGAAGCCUUCUCCGAACUCACACCUUCAAGUGCACAGGUUCUGUUUGCUUAAUUUCUUUUUAAGUAUAAUGUUCUGCGUAAAUUGUAACCAUACCAAAAUGUCAAAGCUGUUGAGUGAUGAAAGUUGUGUGAAAUGGCUCUUAAUGUUAUUAGUUCAGGUGUACUAAUCACAAGGCCUUUUUUUUCCUUCUCACUUUCUUGUUCAAAUGCAUGUUGUGGACGUUUCAACCUUAAUUGAAUUGUGUGUCCUGGUAUUCUGGUAUUCUUGGA
Cornus florida is the source of this 2149-nucleotide messenger RNA. Its product is annotated as F-box/kelch-repeat protein At1g30090-like. Bases 714 to 1931 code for a protein of 405 amino acids. Gene Ontology annotation, molecular function: protein binding. The transcript has 2 exons. NCBI's taxonomy places the organism in Eukaryota, Viridiplantae, Streptophyta, Magnoliopsida, Cornales, Cornaceae. The record is from RefSeq and is a predicted model, not a curated record.